Exophiala aquamarina CBS 119918 is the source of this 2478-nucleotide messenger RNA. RefSeq lists its product as uncharacterized. Bases 1 to 2478 code for a protein of 825 amino acids. The transcript has a single exon. The record is from RefSeq and is a predicted model, not a curated record. NCBI's taxonomy places the organism in Eukaryota, Fungi, Ascomycota, Eurotiomycetes, Chaetothyriales, Herpotrichiellaceae.
AUGUCGGCCACCGUUGGUCCAUUACUCAACGGCACUAUGCCAGUAGUACAUCACUUACAUGAGCACGAGGUGCUCGAGUACGAGAAGAUUCUGAAGUUACGCGAUGAGAUCUUCGCUGGUAGUCACCCUCGACUCUCAGUGCCUGCGCAUGCUGUUCAGCCUCCUUCUGCUCAGUCUCAGUCUCAGUCUUUGUCCCAAUCCCAAUCUCACUUGACCAUUCCUCCCACAUACCCUUCCAGUGCUUCGCAAAGCCGUUCUGCGAACAACCAGCCUACGCGUGAAGAGGAUGCUGCAAGAUCUCAGACACAACCAAAUGGAGGAUUCACCCCUUCCACUCAACCUACCAGUAAUGUUUCUGAGUUUGACCCUGUCCUUUUGACCAAAUCAGAUGACCUAGUCCGGGCUGAAAUCCAACUGAAACGGCAGCGCCUUGAGAAAGGCCUGAGAGACCAAUUUGAGCAGAAGCGAUUUGAUGCCCGUAAGAAGCCUGCUCCCGCCGAGGCCAAACCAGACUUCGACUUGCAAGCCAUCCUCGCCAAAGCCUCCGAUAUCGUCAAAGACUUCUCGCCCAAAGAUGAUGGCUCUGCCACAGAAUCUGUUGAUGAAAACUCCUUUUACUCUAGCAGAGCUCCAGAUUCCAUUCAAGAUGGACAGUCUUCUUCAGGAGAAGAAGAGGGUGAAGCUGACCAGACUUCAGGUCCGCGUGUGAGCGCCGUCAUGGGCUCACCUCUCCAUGUGGAGGGUGACGGUGACGCCUCAACUAACCUGCAAGACCAUCAAUCUCAAAUUUCAGCACCUGUCCAACGUACCCUCCCUGCUGACCCUGCCAUCAUGGAUCUGGAUGAUGAUGAAGAGGAGGAAGGAGAAUACUCGCCGCCAGAAGCAACCGAACAGUAUCCCGUUCAGGGCAACCUCAAUUAUCAAGCUAUGCAAGCCAGUCGAGACCCACGGAGUCGCCCCCUGCGCAGAUACUCGGAUGUAGGUGACAAUGGGAGGAGAGCCCUUUCUCCUAAUGAGGCCAAUAUGCGUAUUGUAAGAAAUCAUAUCACCUCUCCCAUUGCCCCUCGACCAUCUCGUGUGUCUCCUCUUGCUGUAGCUAAGGACCAACCUUUUUCACAGAACGGUCGUCAGUUGCGGCCCCGUCGAGUCCCUCGACCAGGCUCUCCACCAAGCCCCGAUGACUCAAAUACACUACCUGCCCGGAAGAAGCGAAAGCUCGAGAAGCAGAGAAAGAAUCGACGAAACGGUGGCUUCUCGCCAGAUGCUUUCAUUAAGGAAGAAAACGUCUCGCCUCCGCCAUUCCACGACGUACAACCCCUUGGGUCCGGCAGAUUGCGCCCUGUCGCAUCUGACAGACCUAUUGUCAUCCAGGACGACGAACCUGCCCAAGACGUUCGAUACAUGCAACAGCCAACACGAUAUGUGGACUCUCCGUCACGGCCGCUCCCACGGCAAGUUGAACAAUUGAUGCCCUUGAGUGAGCCUCGAGUAUUGUCUAGAGCUAGCAUGCGGCCUGUCCGAGAUGACCAGGACUUGCGUCGUGUGGCCAGCUUGCACAACAUGCGAUCUGAGCCGGGCCGGGACUAUGGUGACCCAUAUUACGAAACUCCUACUCGGAUACGAGCUACAUCUUACGCGAGAUUAGGAAGCCCUGCACUGAUGGAGUCACCACAGCAACCUCGAGAUAUCCCCGUUGAGUAUGACCAGCCACCACAAGAAAGAAGAGUGGUACGGACGCCCGCUCCGGUCUAUCGCGAGGUGUAUGAGGAUGCCGAGGGCGGAUUUCGAUACGCUGUGGAGCCGAUGCCUCCUCCUCCGCCACCCACGCAGAGAAUUAUGAUUGACGAGUACGGCCGGAGAUUCCGCGAGAUUAUUCCAUCCGAGCGUGCCCCUAUGAUUCCAAGAGCUAUGUCGGUUCGAAGAGACAAUGGGGAGCCACUCUACGAGAAUUACCGUUCACCGCGGGCAGGUUCGGUCUUUGUGGACUCGGUCCCGGAUCGAUCUUACGCGUCAGAAAUGCCACCGCCACAGGUCACUUACCGACGUCUCGGAGAACCGACUCGCAGUUCAGCCAUUCCUGGGUCCGCCACAAGAGAAUAUCUGGAUCCCGCGCAAAUGUCCAGGCCUUCCAGCGUCCAAGUCUUGGAUCACGCCUCUCGACAACCCGUUUACGCGGAUGAACGGACCGAGUUUCGCGAGCCAAUGCGCAUGGCCAGCGUUCGACCCACAGCAGGCAGAUACGAGGAGUCGCAUCCAGUGGAGAUGUUUUCGCGAGGUCAAAGUGUGCGCCCUGCAGUCCGGGAAGGGAGCGUGUUCGUUGACGAUAGGUCAAGGCUUCGGCAGGAGUAUCUUCCCGCCGAGCAGCCUCGAUACCGCGCAGUGGAGCCCGAGAAGCGUUACUUUGAUGCCCAGGGAAGAGAGGUCAUCACAAUGGAUGGAGCAAUGGAUGGGAGGCAAAGAGUGGUGGAGAGGUAUUGA